Erythranthe guttata (spotted monkey flower) is the source of this 1009-nucleotide messenger RNA. RefSeq lists its product as uncharacterized. The record is from RefSeq and is a predicted model, not a curated record. Lineage: Eukaryota; Viridiplantae; Streptophyta; Magnoliopsida; Lamiales; Phrymaceae.
CUUUUUAAACAACUGCCCGCGGCUGGAGCGACUGAUUGUCCAUUCCUCGAACCAAAUGUCGAAGCUCGAAAUUUGUGGUCCGCCCCUCGUAUUAAAACACUUGGAGAUCGAGUUUUGCUCGGGUUUGGAAUCGCUUAAAGUUUCCGUGCCGAGUCUUACUUCACUCAGCGUCACGAGUUUAAAGGGGUUCUCACUCGAGAAUGUUCCGAUGCUCGUUGAUGUAUCGGUUCACAUUGUUGACGACAACACUUUACUAGAUCGUUUGUUUCAUCUACUGUCUUGUUGCAUCUCUCAACUGCAAACUCUCCACGUGUCUUUGGACAACGAAGAUAUUUCCAGUGCGGAAUUAGACGAGCUUUGGGAACUUCCUCAAAUGCCUAAACUCAAGAAGUUGUUCAUUGAAUAUUGUGUAAGAGGCGAUAAAAGCCUCGUUCGACUCGCCCCUGUCAUACGGGCGUCUCCUUCCUUAGUCGAAUUUGUUUUACACCAUAACUGGUAUCUAUACCCGAGGGAAGAUAGACAACAACGGAAUGAAUAUGCUAUAAAGAUUCCGCACCGGCAUCUUAAAGUUUUCGAGUUUCGUGGCUAUUAUGGUUGCAGUAAUGAUGCGGGAUUACUCGGCUACAUUUUGGAGUACUGCGUCGUUCUUGAGAAAAUAAUAAUCGAUCCGUGGUUUAAAUUGGGAAACAACGAUUUAGAAAUCGAAGAAGUGGAAGAAACUGCAAGAAAGACCGCGAAACGAGAGCUUGCACCACAAGUACCUCAACGCAUCGAAUUGGUUAUUCUUUAACUUAAACGACCAUGAGGAAGGAUUUUGUAGUGUUUCAAUUGUUUUAUUUUACAGUUAAACCUCUAUAAAUUAAUAGAGUCGCGACUAGAGAAAUUCUAUUAAUUUAGCGAAUUAUUAACUUAUCGAGUUAAUAAUUUAAUGUAUUUUCACCGAAUCGGAGUCGAGAGAAACUAUUAUUUAAGCGAAGUUAUAAUUUAUGUAGAAUUCAAUUUUUAUGGG